AUGGGGCUCAGAAGAAGUCGGUCUCUGUCUUGUGCCUUAAUCGGCUCGGCUUCCAUUAAUCCAGAUCCAACUCCGGUAAGUUUCUAAUUUGUGGAUUAAGAUCGAAAAAUCUAAUUAUAAUUUUAAAAUUUGACUAAAAACAAUACAAAAAUUAUCCUCUUACCAUACCACAUGUUCCCAGGCAUAUGGUCGUGACUUCCUGAAGAUAAUUGGCAGCGACAUGUUUCAUUUACCAGUAAAUUUGUGCACUUUCAGCUGACUCGCACCCAUUCAAUCCCCCAACUCCCAAAUUACCGUCCUUUCUGGGCCAAUUACCAUUCCUAUUGGAACAAACAGUAUCCCCGGGGUGCUUACAGUGACUACAGACCCAAUCCUCAGACCAGCUACUAUGGAGUUGAGAAUCACACUCAAUGGUUCACUCCCAGACCUUACUAUACCGUCAAUACGGACACCUUCCUUGCUGCUAUUCGACGGACCAACCCUUAUAGAAACUAUGUGUAAGUCGGUAUUGUAAUACAAGAUAUGAAUCAUUUACAAUGAUGCACAUUGAUCUAAUCUUUUUAGUCAUCACACAAGUUAUCGCGAUGUAAAUUACACUCCUUUGAUCAGUAAGAGUUACUAUUCGGAGCCUAGAAGUUACUAUUGGCCAGCCAGAUCUUACAAUUACGAUUGUAAGUCAUUUAAUUCCAUUUUUUUCGAUACAAAUAUGCCUAAUUUUACUGUAAUUUUUAGAUGUGUACUACUGA
This is a messenger RNA of Bursaphelenchus xylophilus (pine wood nematode), 746 nucleotides long. The record is from the annotation of a GenBank genome assembly. Lineage: Eukaryota; Metazoa; Nematoda; Chromadorea; Rhabditida; Aphelenchoididae.